AUGUCUGCACAAGAAUCAUCUGGAUCGGCUCCUCCUGACUAUUCACCCCCUCGACGUACACCUACAGAUUCCUCCUACUAUGACUUAAAUGGGACACCAUGGGACUCGAAGCAUCCAAAUGGCCAGGACUGGGUGUAUGCGAGAGAAGUUCGAGCACAACAAGCACAGGCUCCCCUUGAGGCCCCUCAGCGAGCAAAGUAUCCAUCGAAAUUUGCGAACUUCGAAAAACUACCGCUCACCACGCCGGGAAAGCCCACUCCCAAUGGUCGAACCCCAGCGGAAUGGCUUCACUACCCAGUGAUCCCCGGAACAACAACUACAUACAAUGAUAUGAGUCGCGCUCGACCUGGAGCUAUGAGGACCUUCUACACCGAAGGAGAUCGUUCCAACUUUGACGUCGGCUAUCACGACCCAAAGACUAAAACCAGUACGGGCAAGGAUGGUUUCUCAUUGGCGAAAUAUGUUCCAGCAUCGCCCAAAUCGAACACCUAG
This is a messenger RNA of Xylaria bambusicola, 492 nucleotides long. RefSeq lists its product as uncharacterized. The coding region runs from base 1 to 492 and encodes 163 amino acids. The record is from RefSeq and is a predicted model, not a curated record. Lineage: Eukaryota; Fungi; Ascomycota; Sordariomycetes; Xylariales; Xylariaceae. The transcript is spliced from 2 exons. Gene Ontology annotation, molecular function: RNA binding; RNA nuclease activity.